Molecule: messenger RNA, 372 nt
Organism: Spirometra erinaceieuropaei
Lineage: Eukaryota; Metazoa; Platyhelminthes; Cestoda; Diphyllobothriidea; Diphyllobothriidae
Source: the annotation of a GenBank genome assembly
AUGGUGCCUUCGCAAACGUCCCAAUUGUCACACCUGACAAAACUCCACGGCGUCCACGACAGCGACCGCUACCAAUACCACACCCCGACCGCAGACUCCCAAGUCUCGCCGCCUAAGCCAAUCACCACACCCAUUAUCACUGCCACAUCCCCUGUGACGACGGCAACGACAACGACGACCACCAAGACAACCGGCGUGCAAAUUCCUGACAUCAACCACCGUUUCCAUGAUAUCUGCCGCAUCCUGUGUGAUGCGGCGACGACGACCGUCCCUCCCGCACCUCCCACCGGUGAUAACACUCACAAAACUCCGUCAGCCACCACCCCAUCGCCACCGCCACCAGCAUCUCUGCCACCAGUAAUGUGGGCUUGA